AUGCCUUCCCGUCUAGCCAUCAGCACCAUGUCGCUCGGGCGAUGCUGGGCUGGUCACACCUUUGAGCACAAGAUGGACAUGGCCGCAAAGUACGGUUACCAGGGCAUCGAGCUCUGGCAUGAGGACCUUAUGGAUGUCGCCGAACAGCUACCUGGAGGAGCCGCCCUGCUGGAGAACCAACUCGCUGCUGCCAAAAUCGUCAAGAGGAUGUGCAAUGCUCGCAACAUCGAGAUCGUCUGUCUUCAACCUUUUCAACACUUUGAGGGCCUCAUCGACCGUGAACAACAUGCUCGUCGGAUCGAAGAGUUGCGCGUGUGGAUUCAGCUCUCCCACGUCUUGGGCACCGACCUGAUCCAGAUUCCCAGCAACGUUCUUCCUGCGGAGCAAGUUUCCGAGGAUCUUGAGCUUCACAUCGCGGAUCUCGCAGAGGUGGCAGAUAUCGGUGCCGCUUCCAACCCUCCCAUCCGCUUUUCGUAUGAGAGCUUGUCUUGGGGCACGCGGGUCGACGUCUGGGAGACCUGCUGGGAGGUCAUUCAGCGGGUCGACCGGCCCAACUUUGGCAUGUGCCUCGACACCUUCAAUAUUGCCGGGCGCAUCUUCGCAGACCCUUGCUCAGCAACCGGAAAGACGGCCGACGCCGAGCAGGCAGUGAAGGACUCCAUCCAGAGACUCCUCACCACCGUCGACGUUUCCAAGAUCAUUUACGUGCAGGUCGUGGAUGCCGAGAGGCUCGCCGAGCCGCUGACACCCGCUCACCCCUACUACAACCCCGAGCAGCCGUCACGCAUGUCUUGGUCAAGAAACUGCCGUUUGUUUUACGGCGAGUACUCCAGAGGUGCCUACCUCCCCGUCCGGGAGCUCUGUGCAGCAAUCUUCCAGGGGCUGGGAUUCGAGGGUUGGGUCAGCUUUGAGCUGUUCAACAGGAGGAUGUCGGAGGAGGAUUACGACGUCCCUGAGGAGUUGGCUAAGAGAGGAGCGGCUGCGUGGGCCAAGCUUGUGAGAGACAUGAGGCUGAGAGUGGAGGAGCCAUCGACGACGAUGACGGCGUCGCUAUAG
Messenger RNA from Colletotrichum truncatum, 1056 nucleotides. RefSeq names its product 3-dehydroshikimate dehydratase. NCBI's taxonomy places the organism in Eukaryota, Fungi, Ascomycota, Sordariomycetes, Glomerellales, Glomerellaceae. The record is from RefSeq and is a predicted model, not a curated record.